CCCAAUCGCCCCGCCUACUGGCCGGGGAUUGGCCCGCGGCGGGACCCGUCGAUCGCGGUGGUGUUUGGGAAGGAGAGAAAAUGGCGGCGGAGCCGAGCAAGACCGAGAUCCAAACUCUUUUUAAGAGGCUUCGCGCAGUUCCAACCAACAAAGCCUGCUUCGAUUGCGGCGCCAAGAACCCGAGUUGGGCCAGCAUCACGUACGGGGUUUUCUUGUGUAUUGACUGCUCCGGCGUGCACCGCUCUCUGGGCGUUCAUCUCAGCUUCAUCAGGUCCACAGAGUUGGAUUCCAACUGGAACUGGUUCCAGCUGAGGUGUAUGCAGGUCGGCGGGAAUGCCAACGCGACGGCUUUCUUCCGCCAACAUGGAUGCACAGCCAGUGAUGCCAAUGCCAAAUAUAAUAGCCGAGCUGCUCAGAUGUACCGGGAAAAGAUUCGUCAGCUGGGGAGUGCGGCCCUGGCUAAGCACGGCACUGAUCUCUGGAUAGAUACAAGUAGUGCUCCCACUCACUCCCCAGAGAAGAAAGACUCUGAUUUUUUCACGGAACAUACUCAACCGACUGUCUGGAACUCACCAGCCACCGACCCAGCAGAGAGUCAGCAACUAGCCCCGUCUGCAGAGAACAGUGGCCAGCCACAGCCUGAGCACGGCCCCACCACAGAUCUGCUUGGCACUUCACCCAAAGCUUCUCUGGAGUCCGUUUGUCUGUCACCUAAAGGGGUCCUUCCUGCCAGAGAACUGAAAACUUCCCUCAUUGGCAAGAAGAAGCCGGCGGUGGCUAAGAAAGGGCUGGGUGCCAAGAGAGGCCUCGGGGCCCAGAAGGUGAGCAGCCAGAGCUUCAGUGAGAUUGAGCGGCAAGCCCAGGUGGCCGAGAAACUUCGUGAGCAGCAGGUGGCUGAUGCCACGCAGCAGGCUGAGGAGUCCAUGGUGGCCUCCAUGCGUCUGGCCUACCAGGAGCUCCAGAUCGACCGCAAGAAGGAGGAAAAGAAGCUCCAGAAUCUGGAAGGGAAGAAGCGAGAGCAGGCAGAGAGACUGGGCAUGGGCUUGGUGACCCGAAGCUCCGUCUCCCACUCAGUGCUGACUGAGAUGCAGGUGAUUGAGCAGGAAACCCCAGUGAGCGCCAAAUCUUCACGCUCGCAGCUGGACUUGUUUGAUGAUGUUGGGACUUUUGCCUCUGGACCCCCAAAGUACAAGGACAAUCCCUUUUCCUUGGGGGAAGGUUUUGGUUCCCACUGGGAUACAGAUGCCAGCUGGGGCGUGGACAGGAUGGAGGAUAAGGAGCCAGAAGUGACCAUCUCAAGCAUCCGGCCCAUUUCAGAAAGAGUCACAAACCGGAAAGAAGUGGAGAGCCGGAGCUCAGGUGCUGAGUCCAGUGAAGCACGUCAGAAAUUUGCAGGCGCCAAAGCCAUCUCAUCUGACAUGUUCUUUGGGCGGGAGGUGGAUACUGAGUAUGAAGCCAGGUCCCGCCUACAGCAGCUCUCAGGGAGCAGUGCCAUCAGUUCAUCAGACCUCUUUGGGGAUGUGGAAGGAGCCCAUGGAGCGGGUAGCGUGUCUCUGGGGAACGUGCUCCCCACGGCUGAUAUUGCCCAGUUCAAGCAGGGGGUCAAGUCUGUGGCUGGGAAGAUGGCUGUGCUGGCCAAUGGUGUGAUGAAUUCUUUGCAGGAUCGAUAUGGUUCCUACUGAAGAAGCUCCGCCGUGGCUUGGCCAUACGGUGGUGACGAACCCUGUGAUCCCCGGCUGGGGAGGCUUGCCCUGUGGCAGUUGGGGAGGAUUGUUACUUUAUGUGUGUGUGUGUGGGGGGGUGGCCUUUGAGGAUCUUGGGUGAGGGUAUGGGCAGUACCAGCUCCUCGUCCACUGCCUGUCGAUUGAGCCCUUGAUUCUCCUUCCCUCAUGGCCCUCCCCCUGUGUGCUAGAUUAUUGUCCUUCCUGCCCUGUCCCCAAAGCUGCUGCUGACUUGUCCUGCCGCACGGGAGCGGGGGAGGGGGUCUCCCUCAGGGUGGCUUAUGCUGGUCCAGCCCUUCCCCGGGGACCCCCCAGGGAGAGGAAGGGAGAUGCGUAAGGCUCUUGGAUCCUUGGUUGUUUGGGAGCUUGGCCCUGUUCUCAGGAACGGGAGAAGGUCUGGAGAGAAUUCUGCUGUAGGCCAGUACUUGGGGGAGGGGCGCCCUGGUUUGCUUCAAUGGCAGUUUCUGUGCGCCAGGAGAGGAAGAGGAGGGGAAGGACCGACAUCUGGGUCUGUCUAAGGGCUAGAAACUUUACCUAGUACCUAAAGGUUUCUUUUGGGGUCAGACUGGAGGCCUGAGCGAUCUUCUCCUGUCUCAGCACCCCUUUUCAGUGACCACUGGUAGGAUGGCUUUUUCCGGGUGUCUUGGAGCCCUCCCUCGCCGGUCAUUGUGGACCAUGGGAGCCUCUGUCCCUCCCUGAAACUGUCCCUCUUUUCCUGGUGGGUGGCCUUGCUGGGUCUCCUCUGACCUCUGCCUGCUCUGGAUGCUGUGAGCCAAAUGCUGGCUAAGGGGGCAGAGGACGUGAGGGCCAGAAGCAGCCUCCAGGGGCUCAACUUCCUUCUGUAUCACGGGGCCCUGGACAGCACCCCACCACUGAGAGCUUAAGGCACCUACAGAGCUGCAGACCUUGCACUUGGCUGCUGGGCCACACUGCCCUUUUUGGUGCCAUCUUCCCCUGCCAAGUGGGCGGUCGGCCCACCCAUGGGUUGUGGGUUGGGCUCCUGAGCAGCACAGACCACUCUUCCCAAAGCCCCCUCCCCCAAAGGGACAUGACUUUCUUUCUGGACUGUUUGUAUUGAAACAAAGUGGUGUCAAAUAAAGCCCCGUCGGGGCCCGGGGCCCUGGGCCCUGCUGGUCUGAGUGAA
Molecule: messenger RNA, 2865 nt
Organism: Erinaceus europaeus (western European hedgehog)
Lineage: Eukaryota; Metazoa; Chordata; Mammalia; Eulipotyphla; Erinaceidae
Gene: ARFGAP2
Product: ADP ribosylation factor GTPase activating protein 2
Exons: 17
Coding region: 81-1682 (533 amino acids)
Biological process (GO): COPI coating of Golgi vesicle
Molecular function (GO): GTPase activator activity
Source: RefSeq, a predicted model, not a curated record